GCGGAGACCAUUUCCUCCAGCAGCAGGCCCUAGCUGCACAAACACACACACACACAAACACACAGUCACACGCUCACACACAGAUGCAGACAACCGGACGACCGUCGAAGCGAAGCCACGUCUGGGGUUGUGUUCUCUCCCCGCUGCCCGAGCUGGAUGCGCCCGCAGCGCCUGAUGGGCCUUCGCCGCUAGUCUCCAGCCUCAUCUGCCCGCUGCUGCCCGCUGCUCGCCGCUGCUCUCCGGCUCUGAUGGUACGAGUUGAACAGUGACCGCUUCCUGCCUGAGGAAACCUGCUGCAGAACUCCCUUCAUCAUGUCUGGGAUUCACGCACCAUGGUCGACUGGCGCAGAGUGUGUAGCCAAAUACAACUUCCAGACUGCCAACGAACAGGACCUGCCCUUCUGUAAAGGAGACGUACUGACCAUCAUCGGAGUCACCAGGGAUCCAAACUGGUACAGAGCGAGGAACACGUCGGGCAGAGAGGGCACCAUCCCAGCCAACUAUGUCCAGAAAAGGGAAGGAGUCAAGUCAGGAGGCAAACUCAGUCUUAUGCCCUGGUUUCAUGGGAAGAUAACUCGGGAGCAGGCCGAGCGGCUCCUCUACCCUCCGGAGACGGGCUUGUACUUGGUGAGGGAGAGUACCAACUACCCCGGCGAUUACACCCUGUGCGUCAGCUGUGAUGGCAAAGUGGAGCACUACCGCAUCAUCUACCACAACGGCAAGCUCACCAUCGACGAGGAGGAGUACUUUGAGAACCUCAUGCAGCUGGUGGAGCAUUACACCAAAGAUGCCGAUGGCCUUUGCACCAGGCUGAUUAAACCCAAGUUGAUGGAGGGAACAGUGGCAGCGCAGGACGAGUUCUCCAGGAGCGGCUGGGCCUUGAACAGAAAGGAGCUGAAACUGAUCCAGACCAUCGGCAAAGGGGAGUUUGGAGAUGUGAUGGUGGGAGACUACAGAGGGACCAAGGUGGCGGUCAAGUGUAUCAAGAAUGAUGCCACAGCGCAGGCUUUCAUCGCUGAGGCGUCUGUCAUGACGCAACUGAGGCACAACAACCUGGUGCAGUUGCUGGGGGUAAUUGUCGAGGAGAGGGGCAGUCUCUACAUCGUCACAGAGUACAUGGCGAGGGGCAGCCUAGUGGACUACCUGCGCUCUCGAGGACGGACCGUGCUCGGCGGAGACUGCUUACUCAAGUUCUCACUUGACGUGUGUGACGCCAUGGAAUACCUGGAGGCCAACAACUUCGUCCACAGAGACCUGGCAGCUCGUAACGUGCUGGUGUCCGACGACAACAUCGCCAAGGUCAGCGACUUCGGCCUCACCAAGGAGGCCUCCUCCAUUCAGGACACUGCCAAGCUGCCUGUCAAGUGGACCUCCCCCGAAGCACUUAGAGAGAAGAGGUUUUCCACCAAGUCGGACGUGUGGAGUUACGGGAUCCUGCUUUGGGAGAUCUACUCGUUUGGGCGUGUGCCUUACCCUAGAAUUCCGCUGAAGGAGGUGGUGCCCCGGGUGGAGAAGGGCUACAAGAUGGACGCCCCGGACGGCUGCCCGCCCGUGGUGUACGACCUGAUGAAGCAGUGCUGGACCCUGGACGCCGUGGUGCGGCCCUCCUUCCGCAUGCUGAGGGAGAAGCUGCUGCAUAUCAGAACCAAGGAGCUCUACCUGUGAGGAGGGGGCACGGG
This is a messenger RNA of Limanda limanda (common dab), 1679 nucleotides long. Its product is annotated as tyrosine-protein kinase CSK. The record is from RefSeq and is a predicted model, not a curated record. Lineage: Eukaryota; Metazoa; Chordata; Actinopteri; Pleuronectiformes; Pleuronectidae. The transcript is spliced from 13 exons. Gene Ontology annotation, molecular function: protein binding; ATP binding; protein tyrosine kinase activity. The coding region runs from base 313 to 1665 and encodes 450 amino acids. Gene Ontology annotation, biological process: regulation of Fc receptor mediated stimulatory signaling pathway; protein phosphorylation; adherens junction organization.